UUAUGGGUUUUGAACUUUCAACCUCGCUGACUUUUCUCUCUCUUUGGAUGCAUAAAAAAUCCAAUUUCAGACUCUUCCAAUGUCUCUGUCUGUCAUAUUUUUCACCGUUCAGGCUUCUGUAACUGACGCAAAAGUAUACCUCCUUUUGGGAGAGUUCUGUUUUUGACCACACACAGACCUUGUUUUAUAUGGGACUCAUUGCUUUCAUAACCAUUGAAUAGUUAAGUUUUUGGCUUUACAUUGGAACUUGAAGUUUGGGACUUUGUUGAAUUGGGUGAUUUGCGUUGCCCAGAUGGGUAGGAGACGAAGGAAAGCUUUCGGCUUUGAUGAAGCUGCGGAUUUUCUGCACCAUAUUUUAGCAGAGAAGCCUCUGCUUCCAUUCUUGAUUCCUUUGAUAUUGUUUGCCUGGGCUAUUGAGAGAUGGGUUUUCUCUUUCUCGAAUUGGGUUCCACUCACCGUUGCUGUCUGGGCUACCAUACAGUAUGGGAGUUAUCAACGAAGAAUACUUGUUGAAGACUUGAAUGAAAAAUGGAAGCGUGUUCUAUGGAAUACCUCACCUAUAACACCACUGGAGCACUGUGAAUGGUUCAAUAAGCUGUUGAUGGAAGUAUGGCCUAAUUACAUUAACCCAAAGCUCUCGAUAAGGUUCUCUUCCAUUAUUGAGAAACGUUUAAAGCAACUAAAAUCAAGGCUUAUCGAAAAAAUUGAAUUGCUGGAGUGUUCACUGGGUUCAAGCCCACCAAGCUUGGGUCUUUAUGGGAUUCGUUGGUCAAUUUCAGGAGAUCGGAGAAUUAUGCGAUUGGGUUUUGACUGGGACACAACUGAUAUGAGUAUCUUGUUGCUUGCUAAGAUUGCCAAGCCAUUUAUGGGGACUGCACGGAUUGUUAUAAAUAGUCUUCAUAUCAAGGGUGAUCUUCUGCUGACACCAGUUCUGGAUGGGAAGGAAGUUUUGUAUUCAUUUGUUUCAAUUCCUGAAGUGAGAAUUGGAGUUGCCUUUGGAAGUGGUGGGAGCCAAUCACUACCUGCAACAGAAUUGCCAGGCGUUUCUUCUUGGCUGGUUAAGAUUCUCACUGACACCUUAGUUAAGACGAUGGUUGAACCUCGUCGGCGUUGUUAUUCUUUGCCAGCUGUAGACCUAAGGAAAAAGGCAGUUGGUGGUGUUAUACAUGUGACAGUUCUUUCAGCAAACAAACUUUCUAGGAGUAGCUUGAAAGGAAACUCAUCAAGAAGACAGCAAAAUGGUUCUGUAAAUGGUAAUUCCGAAGAGCAGAUUGUUGUUAAAGAUCUUCAGACAUUUGUGGAAGUUGAACUUGAAGAGCUGACUAGGAGGACAGAUGUGAGAUCUGGCUCAGGUCCCACAUGGAAUUCAACAUUCAAUAUGGUUUUACAUGAACAGACAGGAACUAUUAGAUUCCAUCUUUAUGAGUGUACCCCAAGCAAUGUGAAGUAUGACUAUCUAGCAAGCUGCGAAAUUAAGAUAAAGUAUGUAGCAGAUGAUUCUACAACAUUUUGGGCAAUUGGACCUGACUCCGGUGUGAUAGCCAAGCACACUGAAGUUUGUGGGCAAGAAGUUGAAAUGGUUAUUCCAUUUGAGGGGCUCAAUUCAGGGGAGUUGACGGUGAGGCUGGUGUUAAAAGAAUGGCAAUUCUCUGAUGGUUCGCACACCUUGAACAGCUAUCAUCUUAGCUCACGUCAAUCAUUCUAUGGGUCAUCCACUUCUCUGUCAAGAACUGGGAGGAAAAUUGGUAUAACUGUUAUGGAAGGAAAGGAUCUUAUUGCAAAAGACAAAUCUGGAAAGUGUGACCCAUAUGUAAAAUUACAUUAUGGAAAAGCCGUCCAUAGAACAAGGACUGCUCAUACUUCAUUUCCUAUCUGGAAUCAGAAGUUUGAAUUCGAUGAGAUAGGAGAUGGUGAGUAUCUUAAAGUUAAAUGCUGCAAUGAAGAAACCUUUGGAGAUGACAACAUUGGUUUUGCACGAGUGAAUUUGGAAGGAUUGGUGGAAGGGUCACUCAGAGACGUAUGGGUCCCCCUUGAACAAGUGAAUUCAGGAGAGCUAAGGCUUCAAAUAGAAGCAGUCAGAGUUGAUGACCAUGAAGAAUCAAGGGGUUCAAUUGGUUCUGGCAGUGGCUGGAUUGAACUUGUUCUCAUUGAAGGGAAAGACCUUGUUGCUGCUGAUCUCAGAGGAACAAGUGAUCCUUAUGUGAGGGUACAAUAUGGAAACUUGAAAAAAAGAACAAAGGUUAUGUACAAAACUCUUAAUCCCCGGUGGAAUCAGACCUUAGAGUUCCCUGAUGAUGGCAGCCCCCUGGUUCUGCACGUUAAAGACCACAAUGCUUUACUGCCUACUUCGAGUAUAGGUGAUUGUGUUGUAGAAUAUCAAAGAUUGCCUCCAAAUCAAAUGUCUGACAAGUGGAUACCCCUCCAAGGGGUGAAAAGGGGAGAGAUUCACAUUCAAAUUACAAGAAAAGUUCCAGAGCUAGACAAGAAACGUAGUUUAGAUUCUGAACCUUCCUUGACUAGAGCACAUCAAAUUUCUAGCCAGAUGAGACAAGUAAUGAACAAGUUUCAAUCUCUUAUUGAGGACGCCAAUAUUGAAGAACUGUCAUCGGCAUUGAGCGAGUUUGAAAGCCUCGAGGAUAUGCAAGAGGAGUACAUGGUGCAGCUAGAGACUGAGCAAAUGCUACUUAUUAACAAGAUAACAGAGCUUGGUCAAGAAGUUUUAAACUCAUCUCCUUCCUUAAGCAGAAGAUCUUCAGUUGCCUGAAGAGUUCCUACCUGUUUUUAUAUUGGUGAUGAUUUCUAGCCUUUGUGUUUAGUCUUACUUACACAAAAACCAUCACAGAGAGAUAAAGUGUAUAUGGUUCUAUCCUACCACUAAUAAGUCUCAUGAUUCAUGACGUACCUUCAAGUCGUGUAUAUUGAAUAUGAAUGAUGUGAUAAUUUUAUGGUAUCGAGGGAAGAGAUUUUAUUUA
This is a messenger RNA of Carya illinoinensis, 2972 nucleotides long. Its product is annotated as synaptotagmin-5-like. Lineage: Eukaryota; Viridiplantae; Streptophyta; Magnoliopsida; Fagales; Juglandaceae. The coding region runs from base 293 to 2764 and encodes 823 amino acids. The transcript has 14 exons. Gene Ontology annotation, molecular function: lipid binding. The record is from RefSeq and is a predicted model, not a curated record.